AUGGAUUUGGAGGAUAAAAAGGAAAACAUUCAACCUCUUCGCGGUGGAAGAAAUAUUGAGCAGUUGGAGUACGCAUUCCUUACCCCCGAACGAUGGGAAGAGGAUCGAAAGUUGCGCGAGGAAGCGAUUGAAAAUGACAGCGGCGAUGAUCCUCUUGCAGCCUGGUUCGAUUAUGUUUAUUGGAUGGAACAAACUAAUCCGAGCAGCGCGAAACCGGCAGUACUGAACGAUGCAAUCCGUCGGUGUGUGCAAACAUUCGAAAACGACCCCCGCUACGCACAGGACCGGCGGUUUAUUAAGCUGUGCAUCAAAUAUAUUGACACCCAGUCCGCUCCGGUGGAGCUAUACAACGAGCUUUACAAUCGCGGCGUCGGAACGCUCUGCUCGGAUCUGUACAUUGCGUGGGCCUACUAUUAUGAUGCCGUAGAUAAUUUUGCCAAAACGGAAGAAAUCUUCCAGAAGGGUAUCGCAGCUGGCGCUGAACCAAAAGCCGAGCUGGAGCAAGCCCACACUGCCUUUGGGUUUUCCAUGUCCCAAAGGUUCCUGCACAAGGAUGAGUGCAGCAAGCUCAAGUUCAAAACAUCACUUGAAGACCGCCGUAAUGCCCUUACGUCCCUCAAAUCUGUGCGCAAAAAGCACGUUGGUAGCGUGCGUACCGGGCUGGCCGUGAAAAGUUACCAACCGGGUGUUGUGAAUCAAGAAAAUGUUGCCACAAACAGCAUCUGCCGAAACGCUCCCAGUGGCGGCGCAAUCGUUUACACGGACGAGCCAGACGGUGGUGGCAGUGUGGCCGCAUCUAUCGUGCAUCCCUUUUCCAGCGUUCACAACGAAGCGGAAAACAUUGUCGAAGCGGCUCGCUUGGCCAAAUCGGGCACACACAAGAAACCGGUUCUGUUUGGCAAACAUCAGGCCCCUUCUUUCGACAUACCGAUGGACGACGAUAUUUUCGAACCGAUUCCGUUACUGGUGGAUAACUACGGUCGAGGGUUGAAUUUGUCCGCUAAGUUUCACCGCCGCAAUAUGCCGCAAAAGCCGUUCGAGCUAAGCGUGUGCGUCGGAGACAAAAUGGAAAGGGCCAUUCCAAUGUACGACAAAAUUAGGCUGUAUUGUCGGGCCAAGCUAAAUGAGGAAUAUUCGCCCGAAGAAUUGCGUGCCUAUCGGUACUUCCUUCGCAAAGCGGUCGAGAACAAGUUCGUAGACACGAUGAACCGCGUGUGGGGUCGUGGAGCUGAAGUCGGGAUUCGCUUACAUCCGCUGCACUUGCGUAACAACCUACCCAAUGCCAUCGCCACUGCACCGAAUCUCAAUCCUGCCAUCGACGAAUGCUAUCCGAACAUCCAAACAAGAACUCGCGAAAUGUACGCUAACCGUAAGGAGGAAAAGUCAAUCGAGGAGCUGUUGGUUUCGAAAUGGACGGAGGGUAGAAUUAACAAAGGUGUCGACCGACGUUAUCAUGACGACGUAUGUCCGGUUGAUAUGGAUGAGACGCACGUUGAAUCAAAACGGAUUUCAAUGGGCAUAGCUCGGUACAGUAUGGCUCCAGCACCGCUCGAUGAGCAGCAACAGAGGUUGCGCCAACGGCGAUCGGUCUUCCCAACCGAACGUACCGCAGCCGCGUGUAUAUUGGAGGAAACUGAAGACGAGAUAAGCAGCCGAAGCGUAAAACAUUCGAACCGAAUGGCUUCUCAGCCCGUCGAAUGUGAUCAACCAUCAUCCACGUCCGAUCAACCGACGUCACGGAAGCGAAUCUCAAACGAAAUACUUCAGCAGGAAGUUUUCAAAAAGGAAGACUGCAAACCAACACCGGUCAAAUAUUUAAUUCCCCACGAAAGCCAGGCGCCAGGGGCAGCUGCAAAGGAACACUCCCCGUCAUUGGCCGUUCCGCCGAAGUUCAAUAUUUUUGUGGAAGAGUCUGACGAAGAUGCAGGCAAACCGGAGGAUAUUGGCACCACUUCAAAGGCCACUGACCAACCAUACUAUCCGAACGAUACCUGCUCCACGCAGAUGUUCAACUUUUUCGUAAAAAACAGAAGCACUCCGCUUGGCCCAGCGCUCCGCAUGCAACCGUUAACGGCCAAUAUCGAAGGAGCGGGAGGUACUGCAAAACGCAUGGUUAUGUUCGAGGAUGACGAAUUACUGAACGGUGGAGCGGAAAUGCCGAAGGAGUCCCCAAUCAGUCCACUGAGUUCGGCCGAACUGGUAACCGAGCCACCAAAUGUUCCGGCACCGGCGGAGAUUGUUGUAAAUGACGAAAAUGUGCCUCCGGUGGUAGAAAGCUCAACGCCACCGUCCACCUCCACGCCAGGUUCGUCUACUUGCAAUAGCACCCAGAGCCACAAGCAGUUGUCGACCAUUAUGGAGCGUACGGAAACAAGCACCCAUUCAUCAACUGCCGUUGGAGCGGUAACGAAAUCAUCCGGCGAUGUGCAGACACUUUCUCCAGAACCACAAGUUUCGGGAGCUACGUCCAACAUCCAAUCUUCCAUGAAACCAGCAGACUCGCAAACGGUUACAAAUGAUGGCGUCUUUAAAGUUCCGCCACCAAGUGAUGGCGGUAUUUUUUGCAUACACCUCGACAGUACAGAAACGAUGGCCAACAUUCCGCUGGUGAUUAAACGCGAUCUGCCAACAGCCACCGAGAGUCCUAACAAUCCGUCACCAGAAGCCGAAAAAGAAAAUCAAGUGAUCUUGCGAUCAGCAUCAGCUGCAGCACCAACAUUCGCGGCACAACCACUGGCAUUGCUGGCCACAACACCAUGUGCUGGGCCCGGUCGUCUGGGAGGAGUUUUCAAUCUGCUCGAUGAACCAACGUUUACCGACUGCCAACCGGUGAUCGGUGCUCAGCGUAAUAUUUCUCAGUUGGCACAGCGUGACAUGGACGUCAACUCGAUCGCCUCGUUCCGACUUGCCACCGAAAGAACGAACACCGUACCGUUGCAGUUGGUGAAACCGCUCUCUACCGUUCCAGAGCUGGCCAGUAGCACGCUUUCCACGCACAACACCACCACAAAUACGCCUUCCACGGUUUUGAUCCAGAAGCCGCCGAACUCGGGUAACUCCUUCCUAGAUUUGCUGGAGACAACGUUCUCACCGAAGGCCAGCGCCGACGGCAUUGGGGUCACUUCCGGUGAACCUAAAGCGUCACGAAGCUCAUUCAAUUUGAGCGAUCUCAUGAAAACUCCGCAGCCAAAGGCGGGUGGCGACCGGGCGGAAAUCGUCGAGCCGGGAAGAGUCCUGUCGCCUGCGAACACGUUGCCGUGUCCUGACCAGAAGGUGACAUCGUGUCCCGAUAUGAUGUCGAUAAAGGUGGAAAAAUCGCUCCAGCUGGAUGCCAGUAUGGAGCUGCCCAAGUUUACCAUCCGUGUACCGACCACGGAGCCCCCUCCGAUGCAACUAUCUCCGGUUAUCAAGAUUGAGUUGGACGAUUUUCCUUCGCCGCUGCCCCAAACAGGUUCAUUGGGGGCAUCUACUGCGCAGGGAAAGCAUGGUUCGGUGGAAGACCUGAACACUGCGGUUUUUUCGAUGAACAUCAAUCGGGCUGCAAUGAACUCCACCGUCAUCCGGGAGGACGGCUUUCGAACACCUUCCCCAAAGCAAAACACAUUCGCGGAGCCACUGGCACCACGGCCGCCUCUUCCGCUGAAGAUUACGAACGUCCGGGGUGGCAUUAGCGGUCACGCUAGUUUACUUAUGCCGCCAGGUCCGCAGUUGGAGGCGGAUGUCAUGGCGGAUGUCGCGGAUGCCGAAGUUUCCAUAUAUCAACCGCGACCCGCCGUCCCACAGGAGGCCGAAAACUGGGAGGAAGUCGACGAGCAUUGUAGCAGUGACUCGGAUAGCAAUGGUUACCGGUACAAAGCGAUCGACAUGGACAGCACACAGAUGCAGAUCAAUGCUUAUGUCGAAGCACAGGAUUUUGAUCCGUUCGAUAGACAGCUGCAGGAAGCGUUUCUGGAUCAGCUAGAUUUUAUGAGCUACCUUGCCACCAGCGUCCCCACGUGCAAGAUGGUGAACAAGGUGCAACCGCUCAAAAAGGCGGCCCAUGUGGAGGUGCCGGAUGGCAACAUCUUUGAGGUGCAACGCAAGAUCGGCCAAGGCACAUACGGUGCCAUUUACUGUGCCAAUCACGUGGCGACAGGGAAACAGUUCGCACUGAAGCAGGAACGUCCGGCGAACCUUUGGGAGUACUACAUCUGCCUGGAGUUGCGAAGCCGCAUCACUAAUUUUGACAUUCUGGCAGGAUUUUUGCCGAUCGAUUACGCGAUCAUCGGUAACAAUGCGAGCAUAUUUAUAUCUCCGUUUUCGCGAUACGGCAACAUUCUGGACGUGUGCAACGCGGUCCACAGUGCGACCAGUCGCAAUAUGGAUGAGUUCAUCGCCAUGAUCAUUUCGUCGCAGAUCCUAUCGAUCGUCGACCACCUCCAUAGCUGCCAGAUCAUCCACGCCGAUAUCAAGCCGGAUAACUUUCUGCUGAUGGCACCAAUUGACCUCGGAUCGGCUGUACCGUGUGUGCAGCUGAUCGAUUUUGGUGUCAGCAUCGAUAUGAAAGCCUUCAAGAAUGAUCGAAUCAAAUUUACCAAGGUUAUCACCACCGAGGGGUUCACGUGCAUCGAGAUGCUGGAGCGCAAACCAUGGACUUAUCAACCGGAUCUAUACGGUGUGGCUGGAACGGCCCACGUGAUGUUAUUCGGGAAGUACAUGCAGGUGGAGAAGAACAUUGUCAACUGGAACAUCAAGAGUGCCAUGCCGCGCUACUUCAAGAAGGCGGUGUGGGAGAACUUUUUCGCCGCCCUGCUGAAUAUACGCGACUGUGACCAUUUGCCGAACCUGCAGCAACUACGUACCGCGUUUCUGGAGGAAAUAGCACAGAACGAGCGUUACAUUCGCGGUAAGGUGUCCGAGUUCAACAAUGUACUAGCUUCGUCCAAGUAA
Anopheles bellator is the source of this 4929-nucleotide messenger RNA. RefSeq lists its product as uncharacterized. Gene Ontology annotation, biological process: protein phosphorylation; mitotic spindle assembly checkpoint signaling; meiotic sister chromatid cohesion, centromeric. The transcript has 9 exons. Gene Ontology annotation, molecular function: protein kinase activity; ATP binding. Lineage: Eukaryota; Metazoa; Arthropoda; Insecta; Diptera; Culicidae. The record is from RefSeq and is a predicted model, not a curated record. The coding region runs from base 1 to 4929 and encodes 1642 amino acids.